AUGACUUUUUACUGGUUUUUAGUCGUAAAUAUUUUUUUAGUGAUAAUAUCGCAAGAAAUAUCGGGACAAAGUAACGUCGCACUGCCGCCAGAUGUGGAACUUUUCAACACUGGACUUGGUAACCGAAAUGGUCCAGCGGUGAAUGGACCGAAUUUGAAUAAUCUUGGACAACGGGCUCCUUAUAGGCAGUUUGAUAUUUUACCUCAUCCUGAAGCUGGAUGGCGAGUCUCAUCAGUACUUGUAGGAUCAAAUCCAGAUGCAGCUGUAAAUGGUCUGAUAACGUUCAAACAAUAUGAUCCGGUGCACGUGCUAGUUAAUGUUACGGCAAUGGGACUUCCGCCAGGACGACAUGCAGUUCAUAUUCAUGCCUUUGGCGAUUUGACGAAUGGAUGUGCUUCGACGGGACCGCAUUUUAGAUCGAAUUUGAUCGGCAACAUCGAAGCCAACCAAGAAGGCGCCGUUUCUCUACAAUUCUACAGCCCGUACGUACGUCUGUUUGACCUCAAUGGCAUUGUUGGUCGCGCCAUUGUCAUCCAUGAAAAAGAAUCAAAUUACGACAAAUAUCCCACAGUUUUUUCACCGCCAAUCUUGAACGGGUACGAUGAUCCGGCGUCAUAUCAACGUGACGAAGACGCUGUCGGAGCCGUUCUCGCAUGUGGGAUCAUAACAAUAACAAACAAUGUCGAGUAAAAUAAACGAACGACAGCAAAAGAGUCAUAAACAAUGAAAUCGAGUGUUAUUUUUAGAGAAGAAGCGUGUUGAAGAACGUCACUCUUUUGCUGGAUGAUGAAAAAGGUUCAC
Molecule: messenger RNA, 801 nt
Organism: Culicoides brevitarsis
Lineage: Eukaryota; Metazoa; Arthropoda; Insecta; Diptera; Ceratopogonidae
Exons: 3
Coding region: 1-690 (229 amino acids)
Biological process (GO): superoxide metabolic process
Molecular function (GO): copper ion binding
Source: RefSeq, a predicted model, not a curated record